This is a messenger RNA of Thalassophryne amazonica, 3528 nucleotides long. RefSeq names its product mannosidase, alpha, class 1A, member 1 (gene man1a1). Gene Ontology annotation, biological process: N-glycan processing; carbohydrate metabolic process. The coding region runs from base 221 to 2092 and encodes 623 amino acids. The transcript has 12 exons. The record is from RefSeq and is a predicted model, not a curated record. Gene Ontology annotation, cellular component: Golgi membrane; extracellular exosome; endoplasmic reticulum. Gene Ontology annotation, molecular function: calcium ion binding; mannosyl-oligosaccharide 1,2-alpha-mannosidase activity. NCBI's taxonomy places the organism in Eukaryota, Metazoa, Chordata, Actinopteri, Batrachoidiformes, Batrachoididae.
UGCACGUCGAUCAGUCCGCGCGGAGCCUCCGGUAUGGACAGCGUCAGCCGCCUCGCCUCUCAACUUUGUAGCGAUAAUAUUCCAGCUGGUUCUUUCUUUAUACCGUCUCGAAAUGGGUUUCUAAGCGGAAUAAGCCAAAGCUGAAGCCGACCUGAGCUAAUUCGAACGUUUGAAGCCCUUAUUGCUGUUGAAGGUGUAGUAGGAAGAAGAAGACGGGAAAAUGCCAGUUGCUACCCUCCUGCCUUUUACCGCCACCCCGAAUCGGAAGUCCGCCAGCCCGACGUCUUUCAGGUUGACGGAGAAAUUCAUCUUGUUGUUAGUGUUCAGCGCUUUUAUUACCUUGUGUUUCGGUGCCAUUUUCUUCCUGCCGGAUUCGUCCAAGCUGCUCAGCGGAGUUUUCUUUCGCUCGUCCGCGGUGGAGACCAACACCCGCACGGGUCUGGACAGCGGAGACUUCCCGUCCGCUGGAAGCGACCACCGGGUUCUGGCCAAAAUCAAGAAGGACCACGAGAAAGCUCUACUGGAGGCCAAGGACACCCUGCAAAAACGACCCGAAGACAUUAAACAGGACAUUCUCAUCGAAAAGGAGAAAGUUGCCAAAGAGGUAGUCAUUAAUAAAGGCGGCGGAGAUGCCAAUAAUUUGCCUUUCUUUGAGUUCCACCGGCCCCCCGGAGCCACUGGACACGAACCUGUGGACCCCGAAGCCAGGGACAGACGGGCUAAAGUCAAAGAGAUGAUGAAGCAUGCAUGGGACAACUACAGGCGCUACGCCUGGGGUUCCAAUGAGCUCAGGCCGGUCUCCAAACAAGGCCACUCCAGCAAUCUAUUUGGCAGUAUAAAAGGAGCGACCAUCGUGGAUGCUCUGGAUACUCUUUAUAUCAUGGAAAUGUAUGAAGAAUUUGAUGCUGCGACUGACUGGGUAGAGAAGAACCUUGACUUUAAUGUGAAUGCAGAAGUGUCGGUGUUUGAGGUGAACAUCCGGUUUGUUGGAGGCUUGUUGUCCGCCUACUACCUGUCUGGCAAAGACGUAUUCCGUAGAAAGGCAGUAGAACUGGGAGAAAAACUAUUACCAGCCUUCAAAACACCCACUGGCAUCCCCUGGGCUCUGCUCAACCUCAAAAGUGGUAUUGGCAGAAAUUGGCCCUGGGCAUCUGGUGGCAGCAGCAUCCUGGCAGAAUUCGGCACCCUCCAUUUGGAAUUCAUGCACCUCAGCAGACUCUCUGGAAACCCUGAGUUUGCUCAGAAGGUAAUGAACAUCCGUAAAGUUCUCAAUCGCCUGGACAAACCCCAGGGGCUUUAUCCUAAUUACCUGAACCCUAACAGUGGCCAGUGGGGGCAGCAUCACGUCUCAGUGGGUGGUUUAGGCGACAGUUUCUAUGAGUACUUGCUCAAGGCCUGGCUGAUGUCCGACAAGACUGAUGAGGAGGGGAAGAAGAUGUACUACGAUGCCCUUGAGGCAAUAGAAACAAACCUGAUCCGGAAGUCAAGCAGCGGCCUGACCUACAUAGCGGAGUGGAAAGGGGGACUGCUGGAGCAUAAGAUGGGUCACCUGACCUGUUUUGCAGGUGGCAUGAUUGCCCUCGGUGCCGAUGGGGCGCCCAGUGACAAGAUGGGCCACCAGAUGGAGGAAGCCGCAGAAAUCGCACGAACCUGUCAUGAGUCUUAUACAAGGACAGCAUUGAAGCUCGGUCCUGAGGCAUUUCGCUUUGAUGGAGGGGUGGAGGCCAUAGCAACCCGACAGAAUGAGAAAUACUUUAUCCUCCGUCCAGAAGUCAUCGAGACUUACAUGUACAUGUGGAGGUUCACCCAUGACCCCAAAUACAGGGAAUGGGGUUGGGAAGCUGUUCAGGCCUUAGAGGAACAUUGUAAAGUAGAAGGAGGCUACAGCGGCAUCAGAGAUGUCUAUUCGUCGUCUCCCAACCAUGAUGAUGUACAGCAAAGCUUCUACUUGGCUGAGACACUGAAGUAUUUGUACCUACUCUUUUCUGAUGACGACCAUCUCCCGUUUGAGCACUGGGUCUUUAAUACGGAGGCUCACCUUCUGCCAGUCUUCAAACAGGACAAAACAGACAGACCCAAUGAGGUGGAGUAGUGACCGCGACUGCGCUGGCACUCUGAAGACACGUAAGAACCUCUGAUCCUGUAUACCUGAGCCUCCAGCUGUCUGAAAGAGUUGAGCCAUUUGGAAUUCCCAGUGGUUUCCAACGCCUCGUGUUUGGAGGCUGAUUUAACGUUUUGGUUUUCCUGCGGUGGGAUCAAAGCAGGAUUCCAGCCUGUCAGUGGGGAAUUCUGCCUGUUAAAUUUUGCCCAGAUAGGGUUGGUUUUUUUUUUUCUUUUUGUUUUGUUUUUUGUCUUGUCAGCGGGGUCCAGCGGUGGUUGUGGUGUCCAAACACUGUCCCCAACAACGCUCACUUCUCAGUAUCAUAGGUUGUCGGCAUGUGAUAUCUCAUCCCUCUACAUGAGUUUGAAACUUGGAGGAGAUAAAUGACAGGAUAUUUUGGGAAUAUCCUCAUUCUGAUAAGUAUUUUUGAUAGUCUUGAAUUCAUGGAAGUGGCAGUUGAUGAAACGUUUCUUUAUUACUUAGUUGAUUUUGUUGCUUCAUGUUUCACCUCAUCUCCAGGAACAUCCUGACCCGACAGGAUGUUUAUUUGCUGUUAUUUUGUUGUCUGUUGCUCCAGCGCCAUCUGAGUGGAAAAUUAUGACCCAGUCUUCUCUGUGAAGGUGACACGGAUUGUCAGUUUUGGUACUUAGUCCUUAGUGAGCUAACGGAUGCUCUGUUUUGCACGCGUCUUUUCGCUCUGCUGUACUGCUUUAAUAUUUAAAUAGGACCUGGUAUUUCUGCACCAGUGCUGUUGCCACCAUCCGUCUUCAUACAGAUUCACUUCUCUUGCUGGGAUGAAGGGAAAGCUUCAGCACAGCUCGACUCGCUUCCUGAGUUUGUUGUGACUCAGAAUGAGCAGCUCCUCCAGCUGCCUGCAGCCGCUUCACUUCUCUCCUCAAACAUUUUCUUCCUCCACCUGGAUAAUCAGUUGUUUUUCUGUAAUCUUGUCUGGCGUUUUGGAUUCUUUUCACCUUCUGAAGGUUUGACUGAUACAGGUUUUCAGGACUAAUACAGAUGAUGUUAUUAUGAAUUCAAUGAACUGCCAAUGUUUUCUGAUCCUUCAACAAAUCAAAUUUAUUUAAAAACAUGAAAAACUAUAAAUUUCAAGGGGCCACAUGCUUUAUUUUGUAUUUAAUUUUUGUAUUUAUUUAUAAAUAUUAGGUGUUUAGCAGCUUUAAUUUAUUUUUAAAGGAUAAAUUUUCUGAAUGGUGCCUAAAAUCUCUGCUCAGUCAUAUAUGUCGAGUGCUGUGCAAAACUCAACACAUUUAUCAAAACUUCACCGAUGCAGAGAUGCUUUUGAUCAUCAAAUGAUUUUUUUUUUUUUUUUGUAGUCCUCAGUGUUAAAGGCUAAAAAUAAUCACCCCGUGUCACGAGCUUUGACCUUUAAAAUUGAAUUAUUUUCAAUAAACUAGCCCAAUGUUUUCCAA